CAGCAGACAGCUCGAAACACUCAAUUUACACUGAUAUCAAAGUACCGCUCGCUCAAUUUACAUCUAAAGACUGAAUGCGACAGCAGACUGCAUCGAGAAAGUCUUUAUUUACACCAGUCGCUCCGCGAAAGAAGAAACUCGCAAGUGCGCGAGAAUAUUACAAGCCUCUUCCGUCUCGCGCAGCCCCUGGAAAAAGAUGAUUUCUGCACGCAAAUCCCACUAAAAACACCAGAGACAUUCUCAACGAUGCUCGCACGGUAUGCUUAUUCCUUCUGAAAUGGAUAUACAUGCUUAAAUCCUCUCAUAUAUCCCUGUAAUUUCUCUGCUGGGAACAGAAAGUGGGCGUUUUUCCACAUUCUGGAGGAGUGCUGCAACUUGCAGUUUCAACUGCAGUAAGUUGAUUUUAAGGAAAGUGUGUCAUUCUAUCAUACAAUUAUUCAUUUUAGAGAUUAAGAACAUCAGGUGCUGCAUAUUAAGCCCUUUGGCACUGAUGAAGAUGCGCCUGGACUAGUCAGUGCACAUUCAGACACUGGGGUAAUUUAGCGAGAGGUCGAUAUGGCACAGGAGAGUGUGUACGAUAACCGCAGUAUAGUGGUGAAGUACAUCCACCAUAAGCUAUGGAAGAAGGGAUAUGUAUGGGAAGUGAAUGCCCAUGAUGACAGUGUCUCUAACGGACUGAGGUCGGGGAUGCAGGAGGACAUCCGUCACGACCCGUGCACCGCUCUUCAUAAGGUGUUACGGGAGGCUGGGGACGAGCUGGAGCGCUUAUAUCAGUCGGACUUUGCGGAGAUGUCCAAGCAGCUGCAUCUCACGUCCCUCACGGCGCACCAGCGCUUCACCUCAGUCAUAGACGAGCUGUUCAGGGACGGGGUGAACUGGGGCAGAAUUAUCGCGUUUUUCGAAUUUGGAGGGACCGUUUGUGUAGAAUGUGUGAAUAAGGAGAUGACGGCACAGGUGGACAACAUUGCGGGCUGGAUGACGGAGUAUCUAAACGGUCCGCUAUACGCCUGGAUCCAGGAAAACGGCGGCUGGGCGGCGUUCGUGGAACUCUACGGCAGACAGAGGGACUCUGUCUUCCGCGGCUCCUGGUCAUCAAUAGUAACAGUCUUUGGUCUUGCCGCUCUCGGGGCCGUUGGCUUGACCAUAGGGGCCUACCUUACACAGAAAUGAUGAACCUUCCCUUUCGUAGUCUUUUGCCCUUUCUCUCAUCCAGUCUCUUCUCUGUCUACACCCUCUCCCAGAAGACAUCCCUGUCCCAGUACUGCUCCUUUUUAAAGCUUCUCUCCUACUCCCUCACAGUCUUCUCUGCCCACAAAGACAGAAACAGCAGGAAAUGAACAUGCUGUCCACAUAUCAUAAAGAAGAAAAAUAAGGUGAAAGAGACACGGGAGGCGGCAUCAUUGGCAGAAUUAUUUCAGAUCUCAAACGGAUUGGUCACAUAAUAUUUUAGUAAUUAGCACUCAUUGGACCUUGGUGUACCUGGAUAAAAUAAAAGGGGAUGGAAAAGUACAAGGGAUCAGAGAAACAUCUUGGAGCAUGGUGGAGAUUUUGAAGGAGGUCUGUGGUGAUUGAAAGUUUAGUUUGGAAGCUAAAACCUAAUAAUACCAGCCCUCCCCAAAUGUCACUUUGAUCAUUAGAGAUACAACUUAACACACUACUAUUGAUCUGAUGUUUGUAAAAUUGGUCUUAUUUAACCCUUUGGUCUUUUAACUAUUAGUCUUUCAAGGAUAAUGUUUCUUGAGAAGUUCUUAUAGUAUAAGAAAUAACUUAAUAUCUCAUGAUAUGGCUUGACAAAGCGGUUUUCUGUCCUGUAUUCAUGUGUUUCCUAUAGUAACAGGAAGUUUGGUUGUGGCAUAUUGAAGGGCUUGCCAAUAGGUUUUAAUUUGUUUUGCUAUACAUGAUUUGCUACUGGUUGCAGAUGGUAUCUCUCAUUCUAGAGAGAAUGUGAUUGGACAAAAAAAACAAAACAAUUGGAGUCAUUAAUAUUUUUGGUCUGAAUCCUAAAAGAGAAAAGCUGUUUUAAAUGCUUAGUUUGUUUUAUUUGCAUAUAGUUGAACUCACAGAUACCAGACAUGGACUUCAUGCUAUAAACCAUUUAAUUGGAUCUUUAAAGGAUUUUGAUAAAGAAGAGCGAAAUGCAGAGAAGAUGGAAUGAAUGUCUUGUAUUGUGCUUGGCUUUCUGAUUUAAGAAGAGUUAUUUUGAAGUGCCUAGGGGCAGAAAGUAAGGAAAGAGGCCCUUGAUAUCUUAGAAUAGCUCCACAGGUACAACUGAGUCAGUUUGAAGGCUUUUCGAACAUGUCCAGCAUACAGUCUGCUGAUGUCGUACUAUACUUUUUCAUACACUAGAUACAUUCGUGCACACUCUAGUGUUCAUUCAUGCACCUACAAAAGCAGUUGUCCUGACUAAAGAUCUGGAUAUUUUAUUAGUAUUAGCACAUUACUUAAAAGCAUCAUGUUCAGGGAUCAAGUGCACAAACAACAAAUGGAAAUAUGGAAUGGAAAUCCAUUCAGUAUUCCUUGGAUUUGGUGUUUACAUUUCCCUGGUGUCUGUUCCCAAAACAGCAUGCUUAAACAAAAUCCUGCCACAUGACUAAAGGAUCAGGAGGCAGGAAAUGAAACAUUUUAGUACAAAACCAAUUGAUACGAGCAACUGUAUACAGUGUGUGCCAUAGUGCCAGCUUUAGUGCAUUGCAUUUGCAUUGGUCACUUCAGAAUUCACACAGAACCAAAAUGAAACUUCAGAGGGCCUUGCAAUGCUUCUUGAUGGUGGAGGUUACUAAAUGUUUGCUCAGACUGAUCCAUUCUCAACGGAGACUACAUCAUCAACAGACAGUGGCAUCAUGUUAGGGUGCUAACAAACAUUUAUAAAAUGGAUGCCCUUGGUUUCUGCUUUGAUCUUACAUCUGUAAGCAGUCAUCGUUCCUUGUUAUCCAUUCUUUAUGGAUGUAUGUUCAUGUUAGAAAGUGACAAAUACAGUAUUUUAAUCAGUGGUUUAUGGAUGAAUUUGGAAAUCAACCUUGUCCAGCAAAGCACACGAACUGGCUUGUUGGCUGUACAUGUAUUGCCAUGUGUCUGUACUGUAUGUAUUGAUAAGGUCAACGAAAUAAUCAACAACAGAAAGCUUUAUGUAAAACAAGUUAGCUUUUAAAAUGAACAGUUUGUCUUGUUACAAUUGUGUCAUAAAUGGAUGCUGUUUGUCUAGUUUACAGCUACGAUUCUCUCCGACACUUAACAUUUGCUCAAAUGUUUAUAAUACUGAUAGCUUUUUUAUUCUAAUUCCAUUUUUAUUUAUUUUAGGUACCAAUCAUUAAACUAGUUUCAAGAUAAUAAAUAAAUAAUAAAGCGAUUUUUAUUUUAUUCGAAAGUUUUAAGCUUCUCUGUAAGAGUUGGAAAACAUAUUAGAUCCUAAUUUGCUGAAUAAAUGCUGCUUAAAAAUGUAAAGAUUUUAAAAUAUGUAAAUCAAUGUAAUUUCCUGCUGGAUGUGUGGAGAUGUAAUGAAUAUUCAUACUUAAUUUAAUCUUGUAAAUUCCACUCUUACUGUAGCAGUAUGGCACACCAUAUAUUUUAUUUAUUUUUAUUCAUCAUAUAACAUCUUACAUCUUAACUGGAGACCACUAAAAUGUAUUCUAGUGUUGUAUUAUCACUAGUGAUAAAUGUCAAAUUACAUUUGAAUGACAAUUAGAAUUCUACAAGGACUUCUGAUGUUUGAGGCUUAACAUUUGACCUUAAAAUAAGUAUGCAAAUAUGUUUAUCAUCAUUAAACUGAGUCUCUUUGCUGUAGUAUGGACACAAACUCCAUCUGUAGCUUCUGUCAAAGAGGUUCAUUGUGGAAUUUAGGUGGUGCUACUAAAAUCCAGCUGUUUUAUUCCGAGCAUAACUGUAUGAACAACAGAACAACAUGUUUUAUUUCUUUCGAGAAUUAUGUUUAAAUUUUGUCCAUUAAAUUCUUCCGUUAAUGUCUACUAAGUAAAAUUCAGCUUUGACUUGUCUUAUCUUCACUCAAGGUUGUGUUAAAAAAAAAUGGCAUGUUAAAAUUUAGCUUUUGCUUGAGAAGAUAUGUCUUAUGAACAUGUCUUUUAGUUUGAUGUUUGAAAAUCUAUUUAAUUUAUAUAUAUAUAUAUAUAUAUAUAUAUAUAUAUAUAUACACAUACACACACACACACACACACACACACACACACACACACACAGUAUAUGAUGUAUAGAUGGACUUUUCUUUGCACUAUUAUAUUUGAGUGCUUUGAAGAAAGAUAUAUUAGUCUUUUAAAGAAUGCAUCAUUCAUUAGACUGUAUUUAACAUUGGGUGACAUUUCAUGAGCACUCUCUAAAGUCAAUAUGAAAUGCCCUUUCAACCCAUUUUCUUUCUGUAAAGUGACGGAAGUGUGUCAAACUGGUUCCCUUUCAAGUGGGUCACUUAAAUGUUGCAUCAGUUGCUGAUGCUAUGUGAAACUCUGCCCAGGAGUAACAAUCUCUGAAGCCCUUUAAAAUCAUGGCAAUCUAUUGGCAGAUAGUGCUUGAUGCUUCGCCGCGGGCAUCUAAUUCACCAGCACCAUUUCAUCAUAAUUUUCUUCUACAGGGUCACAUUUUUCUGCUCUGAAUGCCUGAAUCUUCACUUCCUCUUUGAUAUUGCACAUCUUUAAAGCGAGUGGAUUAUUUUAUUAUUCCCUGUUGUUCUCCGACACACAAUGUAUCCUUUUAACACUUCCGUGUUUGAUAUUGUGCAUUAUGUUUUACUGUGUGUGUUCUUUAAGUGAAAAAAAACAUAAGAGCCUUUUGCUUAACAAUGUCUUUGUAAAGAUGAUGUAUUGCAAAUUAAUCCAUAACCACAUGAAAAAACAAGCAAUAUAUCCCUCUAACCAAUGGGCAUGAGUGCUGUUUAAAUAGGUGGCGCUCUUGAAAAUGAUUGUGUUCAUUUUGUUCUGAAAGCUGAAGCCGCCCCACUCAACUCCCGCUACACUCCUUAUGAGGGAGGUGCACGAGGAUGAGAUAUAGUACACAGAGUUUGAGGAUGAUUUGUCGCAGCUUUUUGUCUGCUGUGGAGGAUGUUCAAUAGGUUUGGCUGUCUCCAACUUCAAGACUUUCUCACUGGGUUGUCGACUCUGUUGUGUUUGCUUAUGAUUCACAAGGCGUGCCAUGUCCCAUGGGUGUUAAGGCUCACUCUACCUUUUCCAGGUUUUAUAACUUGGAUGUCUCUCCCCACUUUUCGCAGGUCAUUACUGCGAAAGAGGUUUGUUUUUCCAAUAUUCACUAGCUAGUGCAUUGUAUUUUGACUAUCAGUCUCAUGACCAUGUCAUUCUUUGCUCUUUCCAGCUUGAAGAUGUUUGAUGUCCUAAUACCCUGUUGGAUAGUUGCUUAUGUUAAUUGGUCUGACAGCCUUAACAGUUUUCCCCACCAUGGUGUGGAUUUCUACAGUGGCACAGAGCUUCACUGCCUGGUUUGGCUUGUGUCUCAGUGGUAUUCUUUGCCUUAAAUGGCUGAAUUCUAUCUCUCUUUCUAUUUGUCAAUAUGAAGGCUCAGUGCCUUUUAACUACCCUACUGGCUAGUAGGCAUUGCGUGUGGAUCAGUUGCAUGGUGUGAUGGUAUAUUUUUUCCACAGCAUCAGCAACUGACUCAGCGUCAAAGUGACUGACUUGAAAGGGAACGGUGUGGUUAUGACUGUAAGACUUGUUCCCUGAAAGGAGGGAACAAGAUGCUCUGUUUGCAUGCUACACUACUUAUUUCUUGCUGUUAAGGGUGCUGUCUUCCAUUGAGUCGAAAAUCCUGUUGAAAUGGCACUGUGCUCCGGUUUAUUUGCUCGCUGUGACGCACGCAUCUGGUGGAGCAUUAAGCACUAUCUGCCGAUAUAUAGGCGUGAUUUUAAAAGGCUUCUUAUAUGUCGUCACUCAGCAACUGACACAGCAUCUUGUACCCUCCUUUCAAGGAUCCAGGGUUACAGUUUUAACCAUACUGAUUUUCAAGGGGAGGGAUCAACAUUCACUAAAAAGUUGCUUCAAAAGCAGAGCACAUUAUUACAUUUUGAUGAAAGACUUCAAAGACAAAUAUAUUUGUAGAAUUUUGAAUAAAAACAAAUGGAUUAGAAAGAACAUUGUUUAAGAAAGUAAAUAGUCCAUUUUGAAUUCUUGUUGACUUUAAACAUUAAAAAGUUGAAAAGGACCACAACAUAAACUUUCACAAUGUACAGUACACACAAAAUAUGUUUCUGAAUGAUCCUGUAUUGCAGUGUUGUUACACCUGGAGCAGUUUCAUGUUUCAAGAAAGCUACUAUAUGUCAUAGCAAUGCACAGCAUACACACACACUGUGCUCACCGUUCUCUUGUGUAUGUUCGUUUCACUGCUUGGAUAAGCAACUAGAGUCCUUUUGUUCCUGCCAAAAAAUUAAGAUUCAAUAAAACAAAUUUA
Messenger RNA from Xyrauchen texanus (razorback sucker), 6399 nucleotides. RefSeq names its product BCL2 apoptosis regulator b (gene bcl2b). Bases 556 to 1170 code for a protein of 204 amino acids. The transcript has 2 exons. Gene Ontology annotation, biological process: extrinsic apoptotic signaling pathway in absence of ligand; negative regulation of intrinsic apoptotic signaling pathway; intrinsic apoptotic signaling pathway in response to DNA damage. The record is from RefSeq and is a predicted model, not a curated record. Gene Ontology annotation, cellular component: mitochondrial outer membrane. Gene Ontology annotation, molecular function: protein heterodimerization activity; protein homodimerization activity. NCBI's taxonomy places the organism in Eukaryota, Metazoa, Chordata, Actinopteri, Cypriniformes, Catostomidae.